UUCGAGUUGAACUGUUCAUUGAUAAUCUUUCUUGUUUUUAUUUCUCUUCCUCUCUCAUCUUCUUCUCAUCCUUAAUUAUCUUCCUCCCUCACAUAUUCCAUUUAUUAGCUGAUUACAAUGAUUCUUUUCUCAUCUUCCAUUGAUAAGACAAACCUAAUCUCUCUCUCUCUCUCUCUCUCUCAUUUCUCAGUGAUUCUAUUGGAAUUAUUUAUUCUUAUUCUCUACCUUAACAUCAUCAUCAUCAUCAUUGUCUCUUCUCAUCAUAAUUAAAUCUCCUUCACAACAAUUAAUAACAACCACUCACCUUAAAAGCUAAAUUGUUUUUCCUCACUUUUAGUGCUUUGUGAUUUUUACACCUUUCCCAAUAUUAUUAUUAUUUUUCCCUCUCUUUUACCACAAUUAAUUCAAUUUUUAAUUAGCAGGUUAAUCAAUCACCAUGUCCAAGCCAAUUUUGUCGAAAACCAAAUCACUUUUAUCGGAUAAUUCAAAUCUAAGUGGUGAUCCUAAACUUGACAAAGUGAUAAUUGAUUAUCUUUCUUGGGAUCAGUACCCAGAGACUCUUGAUUUUGUCAAAAAGUUGGUCAGUCAAAAGGAUUGGUCCGAAUUGCGUGAAAUUUUGGGCUCAAGAUUGCACUUUGGUACGGCCGGAAUUCGAGGUAAAAUGGGCCCGGGAUUUUCACGAUUAAAUGACCUGGUUAUCAUUCAAACCUCUCAAGGUGUGGCCAAAUAUUUGAUUGAAUACGAUGAUAAGGUAACCGAAAAGGGAAUCGUCAUUGGAUAUGAUGGUCGAUACAAUUCAAAGCGAUUCGCUGAACGGGUUGCGGUCGCAUUUCUUUCACGUAACAUUCCCGUUUACCUUUUCUCCGAUCUGGUUCCAACACCUUUUAUCCCGUUUAGUGUUAAGGUUUUGGGCUGUUCAGGGGGUAUAAUGAUCACCGCUUCUCAUAAUCCCAAGAACGAUAAUGGUUACAAGUUGUACUUUGGUAAUGGUGCACAAAUUGUUUCACCUCACGAUAAGGGUAUUCAGGAAGCGAUUAUGAGUCACCUUGAACCAUGGGAAGGAGCCUGGAAGCGAGAUAAAUUAUCCCUGACGAUUGAUAAACUGGCCGAGAUUGAGACACUUUUCUACGAUGAGGUUCGUAAAAGGAUUUGCGAUCGAUCUCUCAUCGAAUCAUCUGAUUUGGGAAUAACUUAUACCGCCAUGCACGGAGUUUCCCAUAAGUAUAUGACCUGUUUAUUGAAGUUGGUUGGGUUUAAACAGAUUCACCCGGUAGCUGAACAAUCAGCUCCUGAUCCAGAAUUUCCAACGGUUCCUUUUCCCAAUCCUGAGGAAAAGGGUGCACUUGAUUUAUCAAUUAAAUCAGCUGAUGCCUCGGGAUCAACGCUGAUUCUUGCAAACGAUCCGGAUGCCGAUAGAUGUGCCGCCGCCGAGAAACAGCCUAACGGUAAAUGGAAAAUAUUUACCGGCAAUGAAUUAGGUCAACUAUUGGGAGCCUGGUUAUGGGCUGAACAUUGUCGCAAGGAUACAACGACUUUAGCUAAAAAUGUUUACAUGAUCGGCUCAGCGGUUUCGUCAAAGUUUUUGGACACCAUGGCAAAGGUUGAAGGUUUUAAUUUUAUCGAAACGUUAACUGGAUUCAAAUGGAUGGGAAACAAAGCCGAUGAAUUGAUCAAAGAAGGGAAAAAGGUUCUACUUGCUUUCGAAGAGGCAAUUGGUUAUAUGUGUGGAACUCAUAUUCUGGACAAAGAUGGAAUCACCGCUUCCGCCGAAGUCGCUCAAAUGGCCGCUUGGUAUAAGAAAAACACUGGACGAACCUUAGCUCAACAAUUGGAUUAUCUUUACGAUAAAUACGGAAUCCAUUGUAGUAAUAAUGGUUACUUUUUCUCAUCUGAUCAAGAGUUAAUUAAAUCAAUAUUUAAUCGUCUCGCUAAUUGGAAUGGAUCUCACACUUAUCCAGCUUCACUUGGACAAUAUAAAAUUGUUCGAAUUCGUGAUCUUAAUCGAGGUUAUGAUACAAGCGAAAGCGAUAAACGAGCACGUUUACCAUCAGAUUCAUCUAGUUUCAUGUUAACCUUUUACUUUUCCAAUGGCGCUUGGUUGACAAUACGAACCAGUGGAACAGAGCCAAAGGUCAAAUACUAUUCUGAAAUGUGUGCACCAUCAGAAAUUAAAGAUCGAAGUAAGGUCGAAAAAGAACUGUCCCAAAUAAUCGAGCUCAUGACGAAACAAUGGUUACCGGAAUUGUCUUCUUCUUCUUAAUCCUAAUCCUUCAUCUUGUCGAUCAUUCCACUAGUUAUCAUCUCGCAACCAUAAAGAAGAAAAAACUUUCUAAAUUCCAAUCAACAUCAUUGAGAAUCAAGUGGAAAAUUAACUAAUUAACCAAUGAUGUGCUCUUAAGUUUCCAACGCUUUGCCUUUUCAGGUUAUUCCAAAUAUAUUCCUACCUUUAAGUUGAUUCCGUUGAUCACUAAUUUUUAAUAAUUCAGUUUCUAAGCAGGACAAUCUAAUCGUUGAUGCUUCAAAAUCAGGGAUUCAAUUGAACAUUGAUCAAUCUAAACUAAUUAUUCUGACUCUUUAUAAAUUGUUUCCGUUUGUUAAACUUGAAUAAAAAUUCAUCAAAUGCAAAUUUAUAAAUCUAA
This is a messenger RNA of Panonychus citri (citrus red mite), 2639 nucleotides long. RefSeq names its product phosphopentomutase-like (gene Pgm2a). NCBI's taxonomy places the organism in Eukaryota, Metazoa, Arthropoda, Arachnida, Trombidiformes, Tetranychidae. The record is from RefSeq and is a predicted model, not a curated record. The transcript has 4 exons. Gene Ontology annotation, biological process: purine ribonucleoside salvage; carbohydrate metabolic process. Gene Ontology annotation, molecular function: magnesium ion binding; phosphopentomutase activity. The coding region runs from base 437 to 2260 and encodes 607 amino acids.